AUGACGUGGGAAGCAGCGCGGAGCGCCGCGCUGCGCCUGCUUGCGACGGCACUGCCAGACGCGGCGGACGCACAGCCGUAUGCUGGCCAGGAGUGUAUCGGCCUCGAGGAGCCGUGGGCGCAGCUUUACGCGUUGCUCCACGGCACGGUCGACGCCCAGGAAGGAAAUAGCUGCCUCGUGCUUGGCGAGCAUGGGUGUGGAAAGAGCUUGGUACGUCGUCGUGCUCACCAGAUUGUGCAAUCCGUGUUCCGGCGCGUGCGUAAAGAGUGUGUAGACCGUGGCGCGCCGCCGCCGCUGCUCGUGUCGCUUUCAGGCCUGCUGCACCCGACGGACCGGCAGUGCCUUGCCGAGCUCGCAAAGCAACUCAUGGAGCAAGGGGCGCUGGGCCAGCAAGAGACCUCGGCACUCGACUCGAUGCUCGCAGAAGAUAUGGCCGACGCGGACGGCAUGGACCUGCCCGAGCUCGACAGUGCCGUCGUCCUCUCGGACGACGACGAGCCGCGGCCUGAGCCGGUCGUCGAGAGCGGCCCCAGCGAGGCGGUCGCCAACGCGAUCCUGUCGACCAUGGCAACGACACUGUCUCAUAUCCUUACGCUCCUGUCCCGCACGCCGCACGAUACCCAGCAGCUGCAGCGGCCGCUCGUGAUCCUUUUGGACGGCUUUGAGCAGUUUGCACAGCGGCCGCGGCAGGCGCUGCUGUACUGCCUGCUUGAUGCGGUGCAGGCCGGCAGCUACGGCCCCGGCCUCGCGGUCGUCGGCAUGACGACGCGUGUCGAUGCAAGUGACGCGCUCGAAAAGCGUGUCAAGAGCCGAUUCUCGCACCGCAUCGUGCAUGUGCAUCCCCCGUCGAUGGACCAGUAUGUGCUGAUUGCGCGCACGGCGCUGCGCGGUGGAUACGGGCCCCCGCGCGACGCGGCAUGGGCAGAAAACGUCGAGCGCCUCGUCCAAGACCCCAAGUUUCGUGCGUUUCUCCAGGGCAUGCACGAGCUGUCGCAGGACGUGCGCCUCUUGUACCAGGCCAUGACGAUCCCUGUUGCGGCCGCUGACGCCCCUGCUCUCUCCCCGGACGCGUUCCUCGCCUCGGCCACGUCGCAGCGCCGCGACACACAGACCGCGCAGCUCCUCGAGCUGACCGAGCCGGAAAUGGCCGUGCUCAUCGCCGCGCGGCACCUGCAGCUGCGCGACAAGGAGCCGUUCACGCUCGAAAUGUGCUUCCACGAGCUGCGCCAAUUUGUGCAGCGUGUCCAGCGCGAUCUGACCAGUGCCUCGACACAGAACAAGCACUCGGUCGUGAUGGUCGGCCUCGAGGCGCUGGCCGCGCGCGAGCCGAUCCUCCAAGCGUUUACGACACUCCUUGCACUCGAGCUCUUGGUGCCCGAGCCCGCGCGCCUCUCGCUCGCUCUGCCGGCCGGCGCAGCGACACGCACCGGCCCGGCGACGAAUGCGUACGGCACGCUGCCGAGCGCGACCGUCAUUCCCGAGUUUCUACCUGUAUCUACCGCCGUGUCGGGCCGCGCGAUCCUCUCAGCCGCCACGGAUCCAAGGCGCACCGAGGCACUGAGCUCGGUGCUGGUCAAGUGGGCCGAGUCGACCGGCGUCUAA
Molecule: messenger RNA, 1602 nt
Organism: Malassezia japonica
Lineage: Eukaryota; Fungi; Basidiomycota; Malasseziomycetes; Malasseziales; Malasseziaceae
Gene: ORC4
Product: origin recognition complex subunit 4
Exons: 3
Coding region: 1-1602 (533 amino acids)
Biological process (GO): DNA replication; DNA replication initiation
Cellular component (GO): nucleus; nuclear origin of replication recognition complex
Molecular function (GO): DNA replication origin binding
Source: RefSeq, a predicted model, not a curated record